AUGGGGCCGUUCUUUCCAGCUGUAUGGAUCACGCUCGCUUCUGCCACGAUCAGUGCUUCACUCAACAUCCGCGUUCCCAACAUUGUUUCUGUCGAGGUUAACGGACCUAAAUACGAUUGCAGGUGCUCACCUGAAGAUGCCUGCUGGCCUGACAAGGCGGCAUGGGAUGGCCUGAAUGCAACAGUGAAUGGGAAUCUUCUACGGCACAUUCCACCAGCUGCCGUUUGCUACAAUGAGUUCAGAGGGAUUCCGACCUACAACAAGGCCGCCUGUGAUGAAGCCACAUCCAUGUGGAAGGACGAAAGAUGGCAAAUCUCCCGACCGGCCUCGGUCCUCUGGACUUGGGGAAGCAACAACACCUGCGAACUAACCACUGAUCCCUCCGCCAGUUGUACGAUGGGCUACUACCCCGAGUUUGUGAUCAUGGCCAAAACUAGGGACCACAUCAAAGCUGGGGUCGACUUUGCUAGAAGUCGCAACAUUCGGCUGGUCAUGAGAAACACUGGCCAUGACUUCGAGUCUAGGAGUGCAGGAGCAAGUUCGUUGGCAAUCAACACACAUAGCUUCAAGGACAUCAGCUUCACCGAUAAGUAUGAUGGACCUGGCGGGUACCGUGGGCCUACGAUCACUAUCGGAGCAGGCGUGCAAGGUUAUGAGGUUAUCGACGCAGCACAUGCACAGAAUCCUCCACGACUCGUCGUCACUGGCGAAUGUGCGACUGUUGGUGUGGCUGGCGGCUUCAUCCAAGGAGGCGGCCACGGCCCCUUGACCAGCUUGCACGGGUUCGCCGCCGACAACGCCCUCUCAUUCGAAGUCCUCACGGCCUCUGGCAAUUUCAUCACUGCCAACGCGAAAUCAAACCCUGAUCUCUUUUGGGCACUGAAGGGAGGUGGUCCAGGCACGUUUGCCGUGGUACUCUCAGUGACCAUGAAGACGUAUCUCGAUAACACACCGACUGCCGGGCUUUUCCUAAACGUCAAUGCCUCCACUGGGGCUACAUUCUCACAAGCUCAGCGUGCAGCGGGCAUUAUCAACGAGCACGCCAACUACAUGGUUGAUAACGGGCUCUACGCAAUCUAUGAGCUUUAUGCGCCAGCGAUAUCCGGAGCCCUUCACGUUCAACCCAUCAUGGGCUUCAACUUGACUGCGAAACAACUCAGGACCACUGUCGCGCCGCUAUUCAAAGCCCUUGACGAUGAAAAGAUUCCUUACAAUUCAGGGUUUCUUGAGUAUUCCGAUUUUUACAGUAUUUACCACGAUAUCUUCGAGCCAGAGCAAGCUGCCCAGAAUGGCCUGACAGGCGGAUGGGUAUUCACCCACAAAGACAUGAGGCCAGAGAACCAAGGUGCCGUGGCCGAUGCCAUUGCACUAGCCUUGUCUCCACGGUCAGAUAUGCUAGGCAUAGUCAUCGGUCACAUAUUUGACCCCGGACACACGAUGACCAAGUCGCAAAGCGCAACGCACCCCCGAUGGAGGGGCGCUACGAUCCGCUUCAUGUCCGUCCUUGUACAACCUCUCGAUGCGACCUGGAAACAGAAAUUGGAAUAUCAUGAUGUGAUGGCAAAUGUUAUCACAGAGAAGUACAAGCAAGCUGCACCCAAUGGGUUGGCCUACGUCAACGAGAACUAUGCCUUCAUGAACAACUGGCAGGAUGCUUUCUGGGGCGAGAACUACCCAAGACUAAAGGCAAUCAAGAAAUCGUGGGAUCCCCAAGGUGUCUUCUUUUCACCCUCCACGCCUGGUACGGAAGAUUGGCACAUCACAGAUUAUGCCCACAGACUUUGCAAGAAGCUGUAG
Messenger RNA from Verticillium nonalfalfae, 1797 nucleotides. RefSeq lists its product as uncharacterized. Lineage: Eukaryota; Fungi; Ascomycota; Sordariomycetes; Glomerellales; Plectosphaerellaceae. The transcript has 4 exons. The record is from RefSeq and is a predicted model, not a curated record. The coding region runs from base 1 to 1797 and encodes 598 amino acids. Gene Ontology annotation, molecular function: FAD binding; oxidoreductase activity.